This is a messenger RNA of Protopolystoma xenopodis, 1731 nucleotides long. The record is from the annotation of a GenBank genome assembly. Lineage: Eukaryota; Metazoa; Platyhelminthes; Monogenea; Polystomatidea; Polystomatidae.
AUGUCCUUCUCUCCUCAACUCAGCCCGUUGGUAACCUCCUACCAAAGCUAUUCUCUUCCGAAUGAUGCUCAGCAUGGGAACCAAACAACCAUGCCGACACUGGAGAAAGCCGUUUCAAGCACAAAUCUCGACUUGUUUGGUGCAUUCUUUCAAGACGUGUCCAAGCGAAGCCGGCAUCAGUGUGACGACUAUCUGUCCAGUGAUUCACGCUUUCAUUUACGCCGAGAUCUAAGAAACCUAGCACUCAGUUGUUAUUCGGAGCACUCACCCAAUCUCGCAGAUAUGCUCGACCAGACAGCCCCAUCUCCACCGCCAUUGCUUGGAUUAGACAACCAGACAAAAGUGGAUGCUGUCUCGCCGAUGAUGCGAUUGUUCCAACUGACCACCACCGUCCUAUACGUGCUCAAUAUUCUCAAUAUCAUCACCAACCUGUUUGCUUAUGCCGUCUUUCGUAGGCAGAUACAGACCUCUGCCAGUCAGACUAGUGGUGGUGUGAUGGUUUCUCAGCAUGUUCUCUUUCGAUUGCUGCAAGCUCUUUCACUGGCCGAGGUUUUCUUUCAGUUUUGCUUCCUAGUUUCAACCUAUCUCGAAGAGCAGCCGUACAAAGGGAAUUUAGCAUUCUACUCCCGUACUCCGAGGACACUAUCUCUCCACCUACUUCACAACUCUUCUGCUUCGUCUUCAUACAAUGACACUGAGUUUCCUUUUGCCAAAGUUUAUUGUGUUCUAUUUCUUCAAAUCUUUAUACCAUUAUUUGCUGCCUCGCAUAUCUACCGCAAUUGGUUAGUAGUGCUCAUCAGCAUCUACCGGUUCGAGGCUGUCAUGUGGCCUGUACUGACACGAAAGCGUUUCGUUUCGCCGAACCGUGUAACCAGCUUCUGUGUCGGCAUCGCCGCUUGUGCCAUCCUUGCCAGUCUUCCACGCAUGGUGGAGCGCAAUUGUCUAAUUUGCCCAAUCAGAAUUCCCUGCAUUUUUCCAGAUAACAAUUCACUCACGUUGCCUCCGAAGAGGUCUUUAUCCGGUUUUCCCGUUCUCAAAACAAUCGGCCAGAUUGACAAAACGUCGCAGGCCGGCUUGCCCCAAAUGGAAGUACACGGCAAUGUGAUCAUUGGAUUCGGCAAGCGUGGUUUGGGCUGGCGUUCCUACAAUUACGCUUACGUAAUCACCACUCUCUUCGUUCUCCAGACUGGAGGACCAAUCCUUCUGGUGUGCUAUCUUGGGGUGAGUAUCAUCAUCGGCAUUAGUAGGCACGCUAGGAAGCGCAACCAAUUAUUCAACGGUCAGAAAUCCCUUCACGCAACUUCGGCCUAUCCCACUCAGUCUGACCACUUAUUGUCGGCAGCAGUAUUUUUAACUAAACCCCAUGCCCCAGCCUCAUUCCCAUCUUCAUCCCUCGAGAUGCUGGCCUCAGGGAAGACUCCCUCUUUAGAAUACUCACGUCACAGAACAGCGUCAUGUGAGCCGCUGCCUCUCAUGUCGAUGCCUCUGAAUGCGAGUACAGACGGUGUCAACAGGGACAGGCCAAACGAGCAAUCGAGUUUAUUGUUGUCCAACCGGUCUGUAUCAUUUGGUGGGAACAAUAAGAAUAUGCCUCUGGCUCAAGAAGAACAUUCAACGCGAAUACGAGAAUCAGGCAAAGAAAACGGACUUAUUGGCGGAGAGUCAGAGCUGACACCCAAAUUGCCUGAAUUCACACAAAGGCCACAGAAGGAGCAUGAUCUGCCACGAGUU